AAGAAGAAGACCAAUCAGAUGACUGAAAGGAAGACCAGAUUUUGCUGACCUAGACAGAAGAAGUUUAGAUUCAGUUGAGUGAAAGUAAGACUAUAAAGAUGAGCCUGUGGCUGCUGAUGAUUUGGGUAUCUCACGCUAUGGGAUCAGUAACAGAGCCGUCCAUCGUGACGCAGUGGCCGAUGGUGGCUGAGGUGACGGCUGGAGAGGACGUUGUUUUAAAAUGCAAUAUUAUAGAGUUAUACUCCUCGUGUUCAGCAGUGACUUGGCUGAGAGUCAAUUCAGAAAACGCAACAAUCAGCCUCACCAACAGACUUCAAAUGGAUGCUCAUAACUCUGAAUCUGUAAAAAGCAUCUGUACUGCUGUUAUCACUAACUCAACGGUGCAAGACUCCAGUAUUUACUACUGUGCAGCUGUUCAUGGCCGCUUCGCUCACAUUGGCAAUGGAUCCAGAGUCAUUGUGAAAGAACACACUGUGCUUCCUGUUAUUGAUAUUCUUACGCCGCUGAUCAAGAAUGCUCCUUUAGUCCCGCUUCAGUGUGUUGUGACGGGGGCCAAAUCUUCACAGGUUCAAAUGCACUGGUCUGUGGAGGGAAGAAAAGAGAAAGGACAGGCAGUUUUGAGACAUGGAAAUGAUGGUGCCGUUCAGAUCAGCAGGAACCAGAUCCUGAUCACUGCUGAGCAAUGGGAGAGGAAGAUACAGUGUGUGUGCGUAGUGGAAUUGGGAGGACAGAUCUUUACCAAAUCUCUUCAGACACAUGAUGCUGUGAAUGUAUGCCAUGCUGUAAAAUACAUAUACUUGUCUCUGUGCUUAAUCUUUGCUCUCCUGCUCGUGACAACAGUCACAAUUUAUAAACUGGGAUGGGAAAAGUUUAUAAAGAUCUUUAUGAGCAAAAAGUCUAUAGUUUAAAAAAAAAAAGCUGUUGUCUCACAGCAAGAGGGUCACUAGUUCGAGUCCUGACUGGACCAUUAGUCAUUUUUAUGUGAAGAUUGCAUGUUCUCCCCUUGUUCACAUGGGUUUCCUCUGGGUGCUCUGGUUUCCCCCACUGUCUAAAAAUAUGUAGUAGAGGUGAAUUUGGUAUACAAAAUCGGCCACAGUGUAUGUGUGUGUGUGUGUGUGUGUGUGAAUAGGAGAGU
Messenger RNA from Danio rerio (zebrafish), 1135 nucleotides. NCBI's taxonomy places the organism in Eukaryota, Metazoa, Chordata, Actinopteri, Cypriniformes, Danionidae. The record is from RefSeq and is a predicted model, not a curated record.